GCCGCCGCCGCCGCAGCGGCGUUGCUCCUGGGGUGCUGCGGCGCGGUGCUCGCCAGUGGCAUCCAGGAUCAAGCAGAACAGUUCUUCAAAAGUGGGCAUACAAAUAACUGGGCAGUUCUGGUAUGUACAUCUCGAUUCUGGUUUAAUUACCGUCACGUGGCAAACACUCUUUCAGUAUACCGAAGUGUCAAGAGAUUGGGCAUUCCUGACAGUCACAUUGUCCUGAUGCUGGCAGAUGAUAUGGCAUGUAAUCCCAGGAAUCCUAAACCAGCUACUGUGUUUAGUCAUAAAAACAUGGAGCUAAAUGUCUAUGGAGAUGAUGUGGAAGUGGAUUACAGAAGCUAUGAGGUUACCGUGGAAAAUUUCUUGCGUGUAUUAACAGGAAGAAUCCCACCAAGCACUCCCCGAUCUAAACGUCUUCUUUCUGAUGACAGAAGCAAUAUUCUAAUAUAUAUGACAGGUCAUGGUGGGAAUGGUUUCCUAAAAUUUCAAGAUUCUGAAGAAAUCACAAAUGUAGAACUUGCUGAUGCCUUUGAGCAAAUGUGGCAGAAAAGAAGGUACAAUGAAUUGUUGUUUAUUAUUGAUACUUGUCAAGGAGCAUCCAUGUAUGAACGAUUUUAUUCACCUAAUAUAAUUGCCUUGGCUAGCAGCCAAGUAGGAGAAGAUUCUUUAUCACAUCAACCUGAUCUUGGGAUUGGUGUUCAUCUUAUGGACAGAUACACAUUUUACAUGCUAGAAUUCUUGGAAGAAGUUCAUCCAGCCAGUCAGACAAAUAUGAAUGACCUUUGCUUUCUUGAGAGUUGUAAAAGGCAAGUGGAAGAAGUGCAAGCAGUUCCAGGUGCAGGAACAAUUGGUGAAAUUGGUGCUGCCCUCCUUCAAGAGUUAGAGGAUGGUAACUGUGUGCGAGAAAUAAGUGGCUGAAAAACAUUAAGCUUC
Messenger RNA from Meleagris gallopavo (turkey), 936 nucleotides. The record is from RefSeq and is a predicted model, not a curated record. NCBI's taxonomy places the organism in Eukaryota, Metazoa, Chordata, Aves, Galliformes, Phasianidae.